CUCUAGAGGUUCACUAGGCAGACAGAUUUAGUAUUCACAGCAGUCGUAUUCUCAAACAGAUAACCAGUGGUCGCUUAGCUUAAUUAAUUCCAGCUUUUAACAAAAUAAAAAUACGCACUCAAUAAUAUUUUUAUCUCAAACAAAUAUUUUUUAAACUCAAGCCUGACAUUGGUCAGAGCCGGAAAAAAAAUAUCAGAAAGGUUACAAGUAAAUACAAAACAAAAGUUCAAAAUAAAUACAAUGAUGUUUUCAAAAAACAACAACAACAAAAAUGUAACGCAUAACAUUUAUUCAAUGUCAAUGGCAGUAGUUGCAUUAGUUGUUGUUUGCAUUCUCGUCGAUAGUUCAAGUGCACAGAAUUCUUGUAGAACUCCAGACAACAAAAGCGGUUCAUGUAUCUCAAUAUACGAUUGUGCAAAUAUCCUGUCACUUAUCAAGAAAACUCCACUCUCGAAUGCAGACAAACUAUUUGCACAACAAUCCCAAUGUCAGAAUGGAGUUGGUCGAUCACCGUUUGUAUGUUGCGCAACAGGAGGAGGAAAUGCAGCGGGUCCAGGACCUUCUGCAGGUAAUGGUGAAGGAGUUAUAUUACCUUCUUUGCCAAGAUGUGGACAAGCAGCUGUGGGUGAUAGGAUUUAUAAUGGAAAUGACACCUUGUUGGAUGAGUUUGCUUGGAUGGUACUUCUGGAGUAUGUCGGACGUGAUAAUAAGCCAAUUUUAAAUUGUGCUGGCAGUCUAAUUAAUCAACGCUAUGUUUUAACGGCAGCGCAUUGUGUGACAGGAGCUAUUCUUCGUGAAGUUGGUCGAUUAAAUCGUAUACGACUUGGUGAAUAUGACCUGUCCAAGGACAUCGAUUGUCUUGGAAAAGAUUGUGCGGAUCCUGUUAUUAAUAUGGGAUUUGAAGAGGUUAUACCUCAUCCGCAGUAUGAUGACUCAAGUAAAAACAAGGCAAAUGACAUUGCACUUAUACGUUUAGAUGGAGUUGUAACAUAUACAGAUUUUAUUAAACCAGUUUGCUUGCCAUCGGCAUUCGGAGUUCAAUCACAACUGAGAACUGGUACUAAUUUAAUUGUAGCUGGUUGGGGUAGAACUCUUGACAGUCGACAAAGUAAAAUCAAGCAAAAACUCUAUAUACCCAUUAAUGAUUUUCAAGAAUGCUCUGAGAAAUUUGCAGCAAAACGUAUACAACUUGAAUCUUCUCAGCUAUGUGUGGGUGGACAGUGGCUGCAAGAUAGCUGCGAUGGGGAUUCCGGUGGUCCACUUAUGAGGGAGGCGAAUAAGCUUAACUAUGCAAUAGAAGGUGUUGUGUCCUUUGGAAAUAGAUGUGGACUUGAAGAAUGGCCAGGAAUUUAUACAAAAGUUUCUGAUUUUGAACCAUGGAUAAAAGCCACUCUUCGGCCAUAAGAAAUGUGAUGUUUUUUUUUGUUGGUGGAAAAAAAAAAUCAAGGUGAAUUAAUACGAGUAUAUGAGUAAGACUCGAGCACUGUUAUAAAGUAUGAAAAUAAAACACGAAAAACAUUUUAUUAUUUUUAUGAAGAA
This is a messenger RNA of Episyrphus balteatus (marmalade hoverfly), 1539 nucleotides long. Its product is annotated as serine protease 7-like. Bases 241 to 1404 code for a protein of 387 amino acids. The transcript is spliced from 5 exons. The record is from RefSeq and is a predicted model, not a curated record. Gene Ontology annotation, biological process: proteolysis. Gene Ontology annotation, molecular function: serine-type endopeptidase activity. NCBI's taxonomy places the organism in Eukaryota, Metazoa, Arthropoda, Insecta, Diptera, Syrphidae.